AUGGAACCAAUGAAGGCACACAUUGCGCCGUUGAAAAUCGAAAAGGAACACUCAAACUUCCACACAAACCGCUACUAUUCCUCCCAACAACAGUCUGAAAUGACUCCUCCUUUAACACCUUAUACGACCACCGCCACGUCUCAAGACGACACCAUGGAUCGAACGGAAACUCCGAGAGCCGUUUUCCACAACUAUCUUCGCGCAUUCUAUCCUUUUCAUCCCACUGGGGACGUGUCCCCUUCCACCGUCACGCUGCCCUUGGAUCAGGGCGACAUCAUUUUGGUGCAUUCAGUUCAUACCAACGGAUGGGCAGAUGGCACGCUACUAGAUACAGGCGCCCGCGGCUGGCUACCGACCAACUACUGCGAAGCUUACGACCAACUACCGAUGCGCCCGCUCCUGAAGGCAUUGACCGACCUCUGGGACAUUAUCCAAGGCGGAUGUGACUUCCCUCUGAGGGACUUCUGCAAUCAGGACAAUGUGAAAGGCUUGAUUGCGGGUGUCCGGUUCCUCCUUGAAAAAUCGGAAUGUCUGACCCGCGAUUCGAUUCUGAUUAGGGGCCAUGAUGGGUUGCGCAGGAACCGUAAAGCGUUGCUCGCAGACCUGUCUUCCCUCGUUAGAACCACCAAAAAGUGCCAAGAAAUGUCCAACGGGAAUGCCACGGAGGACGAGGUGUACAUGAUGGAUGAAAUGCUUCUCAAGGCCUUCCGAAUCGUGACUCGAGGGGUGCGAUUCCUUGACGUCUGGAACGAGGAAGUGGGCUUGAGCCGUACAAUUGCCGAAUUGGAGCAGCAUUCGACCCAUUUCGACCUGCCGCCUACACCCGCAUCUGACACAUUCGACACGGCUGCCUCGGAAGCUGACACCGAACGAAACGAGUCCAGACUCUUGAACCGGAGCCGAUUGGACAUGAGCCGUGCAUCCAACCGAACGGACACGGUGGACUCCCAGCCGCCUCGCCCCGUAUCGGUCACGACCAAGCGGAUCUCCAUCUCCCAUCGGGUGUCUUACUCCGGUCCCGCUGCCGCAUCCCGGAACCCGAAUCUGGCGUCCGAGCGACUCAACGCCACUUACGACGCGUUUCUCGGGGUGCUCGGCUCGUUCAUUGGCUUGCAUCUACAGUCUCGACCCUCGACAGAGCUGGUCGUGACCACGGAGCAGGCCGUGCGGUCCUGCCGCGGCCUGCUCACGGUCGUCGAAGCGGUCUGUGAACACGACCCGCAGGGCAGCGGACUUCUGGAACAAGCACGGGAUACCAUGUACGAAAGACUGUCCGAGCUUGUCUAUGCGGCACGGGAUGCCUUCCGACCCGCUCACUCCCCGGAGGAUGAGCUGGUCUUUUUGCCCGAUGAGGGCAAGCGGCUGGUCGACGCCGCCACUGACUGUGUCAGAGGAGCCGGGAAUUGCUUGGCCAAAGCUCGCCGGGUGCUUGAGCAGUGCGGUGAUUUCGAACUGGAGCCGAUUCCCACCGACGCGGCGACGACCCCAGAUGCCAACGCCACUCCGCAACCGCAGCGAACUGGCAGCCUCACCGCAGACGAGACUCGCUCCCAGGACCAGUCCCUGCGACUCCCGCCUCCUCCCCUCCAGAUUCCCAUCGGUAACCGCUCCUCUACCUCCACCCCCGGCCUUACCGAUGAUACUACGCCGUCAUCAUUCAACUCUCGCGCAGGAAUGGCUACCCCGGACACUGCCAUUGCCGACCUCUCUUCCAUGCCCUCUACCACCGUUCUAUCCAACAGCCUAGACAAGAUCUCCUUCGCAUCCUCGAUGCAAGAAGCUGCGGAGAAUGCCCCCAAUCGUAACAGCCACCCUAAAUCGGAGGUCAGCGAGUCCUUCGGUCGGGGCGUUACGAGCACCGGCAGCAGUUUCACAUACAACAGCCACCUUCGGGAUUCAGAAAUGAGCGGGGUGUCCCAGACAUCCACUCGGGCCACGUCUCCGGACAUCGGAAACCAUUACCAGGUGCCAUCCCUCAAAGGCAGCGUCAGCCACUCGACUCUCGCGGAGGAGAACGAAGAGACGGAAGCCAACAUCCUUGAGAAGACCUACGCGCAUGAGCUUAUCUUCAAGGAUGGUCAGAUCAUGGGCGGUAGCAUCCGCGCUCUCGUCGAGAAACUCACCGCCCACCAGUCGACCCCGGAUGCCAUGUUCGUAUCGACAUUCUACCUGACAUUCCGUCUCUUUGCCACCCCGCUCGAGUUCGCGGAAACUCUUGUGGAUCGAUUCAACUAUAUCGGCGAUACUUCGCACGCCGCAGGCCCCGUCCGUCUCCGGGUCUACAACGUGUUCAAGGGCUGGUUGGAGGCCCACUGGCGCCAUGAUUGUGACAACACGGCCUUGGAUUAUAUUGUCAACUUCGCCAACACGACGCUAAUGCACAACUUGCCCUCCGCCGGAAAACGCCUGGCGGAGCUGACGGACAAGGUCUCGAAGGUCCAUGGACCCGUUGUACCGCGUCUGAUGUCUUCAAUGGGCAAGACCAACACAGCAACGGCACAUUACGUGCAUCCGGACACGCCCUUGCCGCCCCCCAUACUGACCAAGAAGGAGGCGAACCUGCUCAAACAGUGGAAGAACGGCGAAGCCAAUAUCACGAUCCUGGAUUUCGAUCCCAUGGAACUGGCCCGUCAGUUCACCAUCAAGGAAUCGCGCAUCUUCUGCGCCAUUCUUCCUGAAGAAUUACUGGCGACAGAAUGGAUGAAGAAAUCGGCCUCCUUGGCCGUCAAUGUCCGGGCCAUGUCUACUCUGUCAACGGACCUGGCGCACCUGGUUGCCGAUUCGAUUCUUCAAUUGGAGGAGCCGAAGAAACGCGCGGUCAUUAUCAAGCACUGGGUCAAGAUUGCUAACAAGUGCUUGGAGUUGAAUAACUAUGACUCCCUGAUGGCCAUCAUCUGCUCGCUCAACUCAUCCAUGAUCUCCCGACUCAAGCGGACAUGGGAAGUGGUGUCGCAGAAGACCAAGACGACGCUCGAGUUUCUCCGGGGUAUCGUGGAUGUCUCGCGCAACUAUGCCGUUCUCCGGCAACGGCUCCAGGGCCACGUCCCUCCGUGUCUGCCCUUCGUCGGCACAUACCUGACAGACCUCACGUUUGUCGACCAUGGCAACCAGCCACUACGCAGCCUCCCCACGGACGAUGGCGAUAUGGCCGUGAUCAACUUCGAUAAGCAUAUGAAGACGGCCAAGAUUAUCAGCGAGCUGCAGCGAUUCCAGAUCCCCUACCGCCUAACCGAAGUUCCCGAACUACAGGCAUGGAUGCAGAACGAGCUGAUCCGCGUGCGCUCGAACGGCGAGAAGAGUCUGCAGACGUUCUACCGCCGAUCGUUGGUUCUGGAACCUCGCGAAUCUCACGCAACCCAGCGACCCAACCUGCAGAGCGAGACCAGCUCGUCCUCGUCGAUCUUGGAGAAUGCCAAGGACAAGUUUGAUUUCCUGUCCUGGACUCAUCCCUCCAAAGCCAAGUCGGUAGCGACGAAUGGCUAA
Molecule: messenger RNA, 3483 nt
Organism: Aspergillus steynii IBT 23096
Lineage: Eukaryota; Fungi; Ascomycota; Eurotiomycetes; Eurotiales; Aspergillaceae
Product: guanine nucleotide exchange factor
Exons: 2
Coding region: 1-3483 (1160 amino acids)
Biological process (GO): Ras protein signal transduction; positive regulation of GTPase activity
Cellular component (GO): plasma membrane
Molecular function (GO): protein binding; guanyl-nucleotide exchange factor activity
Source: RefSeq, a predicted model, not a curated record